Messenger RNA from Phoenix dactylifera (date palm), 980 nucleotides. Its product is annotated as large ribosomal subunit protein eL18y-like. Gene Ontology annotation, biological process: translation. Lineage: Eukaryota; Viridiplantae; Streptophyta; Magnoliopsida; Arecales; Arecaceae. Gene Ontology annotation, cellular component: ribosome; cytosolic large ribosomal subunit. The record is from RefSeq and is a predicted model, not a curated record. Gene Ontology annotation, molecular function: structural constituent of ribosome; RNA binding.
AAAGCGCUAGAGAGCAAGAGCGACUAAAACCCUAGGUUCCAAUCCCUCUUACAAAACCGAAGCCCGCCGCGGGGUCGAGCAAACCUUAGCGGCCAUGGGUGUUGAUCUCGUCGCUGGCGGCCGGAGCAAGAAGGCCAGGCGCACCGCGCCCAAAUCCGACGAUGUCUACCUCAAGCUCCUCGUCAAGCUCUACCGGUUUUUGGUGCGGAGGACCGGGAGCAAGUUUAAUGCCGUGAUCCUGAAACGGCUUUUUAUGAGCAAAAUCAACAGGCCCCCGAUCUCCCUCAAGAGGCUCAUAAGAUUCAUGGAAGGAAAGGAGGACAAGAUUGUGGUCAUAGUGGGGACUGUGACAGAUGAUAAGAGGGUGUAUGAGGUCCCAUCAAUGAAGGUGACGGCUCUGAGGUUCACGGAGACGGCGAGGGCGAGAAUUCUGAAUGCUGGUGGAGAGUGCUUGACCUUUGAUCAGCUCGCUCUCCGUGCUCCCCUUGGGCAGAACACGGUUCUCUUGAGGGGUCCGAAGAAUGCCAGGGAAGCUGUGAAACACUUUGGCCUGGCCCCUGGUGUGCCACACAGCCACACAAAGCCUUAUGUCCGUUCCAAGGGAAGGAAAUUUGAGAGGGCCAGAGGAAGAAGGAACAGCAGGGGAUUUAGGGUUUGAGUCUCAUCCUAGUUAUUCCAAGGGCAGACCUAAACUCUACUGUUUGAGUAGCGAGGAUCUUCUUUCUUCCUUUGGAAUAUCUUGUUAUGUUCCAGAUGUUAGAACAUGGGAAAGUGAAGCGACCCUCAGCUUUUUUGUCCAUUUGAUUCCGCACUCGAACCAUUUACAUUCCUGUUAUUUAAUUAGAAAUAUUUGAUGGUCUGCUUUGGAGUCAAGUUGGUCAAGGGAUAUGUUGCGACUUUGGGUUUCUAAACUGAUAUAGGUGCUUGAAAGUGGCAAUAUGAAACGCUACUUAAUUUCUCGACAUGGUAAGCUUAAUUCA